AUGUCUGCAGAUGUAAAGAGCAGGUGUGGAGCCAAUGAAGAGAAAUGCUUCGUAAUUCAGGAUCUAAACAGCAAGAUUGUGUACGACGCUGACGGCGAAAUUAUCUUAAGUUUUCAUGAUUGCAGGGUUUUAAAAAAUACAGCCAAAAUAUCCAAUGUUACUACAUGCACAAGCAUCAAGUUGCAAGUUUUUAGUGCAUCCUCAAGCAACAAUAACAAGGACUGUGGCUCCAACUAUGUAUUUUCUGAUUGCAUUGUUGUGCUGUGCACUGAUUCUGUAUUUGUAAUUUUAGAUGAUAUUGUUGUAAAGAGACCCUUAAAGGAGAGAUUUGCUCACAUUUUACCCGAAAGAUUUGUGGUCCACAACUAUGUAAAUGAGUGUAGCAUAUAUGAUUGUCUCCUGCUUAUUAACUGUAUUAGGCCAGUUUUCUUGUUUAAGACUGGCGAGAUAGAGGGUUUUCUAGCAGCCCUAAUGAAUAUCAAUGCGAAUCAAAAUAUAAGGUUUGCUGAAAAUUUUAUUAAAGGAUUGAAGCUGAACUCAAAAACACUUGCAGAGCAGCACAAGGACCACCAAACCAUCCUGUGUAGGGUUUAUAGACAGGUGGACGACGACUCCAAGAAGCUUUUAGAUAGCCAUAUUGACUUCAAGACUUUAAAUGCUGAUCAAAUGUUUUAUAUUGUAAUUUACAAGCCUGAGCUUAUGAAAAACUUUAUCCACCUGUGCAAGUUGCAAAAAAGAUUGUUUUAUUUAGAAGAUUUAAGAGAUUUCUAUGCAAAGACUGGGAGAGUGGACGAAUGUAAACGCCUGUUUCUGGAAAAUGGGGUAUUAAUGUUUAAGUACAACGGUGUUGAGAAGUUUUACGAAAUUGAAAAGCAGCAAAUUGAAUCGCAAAGACUUGAGUUUAUCACUUUUAAUGCACUAUAA
Molecule: messenger RNA, 924 nt
Organism: Vittaforma corneae ATCC 50505
Lineage: Eukaryota; Fungi; Microsporidia; Nosematidae
Exons: 1
Coding region: 1-924 (307 amino acids)
Source: RefSeq, a predicted model, not a curated record